UUUAGCGGACCUGUGCGUAUACAAACUAGUUCCGGGGGACAAGAACUUAGCGGCUAGCGUUAGCUGAAAUACAAUCUCCGCCACGGAUCCAACUGCACGGUGAAUUAACAGAAAUCCCGGAAAAAGAUGGAUGGUGAGGAGAGAACCUAUGGUGGCUGUGAAGGGCCAGAUGCCAUGUAUGUGAAGUUGAUUUCUUCAGAUGGCCAUGAAUUCAUCGUUAAAAGAGAACACGCUUUGACAUCUGGGACUAUCAAAGCCAUGCUAAGUGGUCCAGGACAAUUCGCUGAGAACGAAACCAAUGAAGUGAACUUCAGGGAGAUUCCAUCUCAUGUCCUGUCGAAGGUCUGCAUGUAUUUCACCUACAAGGUCCGUUACACCAACAGCUCCACAGAAAUACCAGAAUUCCCCAUCGCUCCGGAGAUUGCACUGGAACUGCUUAUGGCUGCAAACUUUUUGGAUUGCUAAAGUUACAAAUAUAAUGUGAACACUUAAAACUUUUUUUUUCUUUUUUUUUGUGUUUGAAUAUUUAACUUGUUUGCUGUUUACUUCAUAUGACAAAGUUUUUUGUUGUUUUUUUCCUCCCCUUUUUUUCUGUCCUGUCAUUUCCUCGAUAUUAAGAGAAGUCAUUUAAAAAUGACAGGCCAAGAAUGGCGUGAUUGCACCCUCUUCUAUAAAUAUCUUUCCGCAGCUCUCCACCCUAUUAAAGACCUGUUUGGUGAGCACUUUGUGUGCAGUUUUUUAUUCCACAUGAUCAAAAUAUCACUGAUAAUAAACAUGUUUAAUACAAUUCAGUUAACUGAAGGGCAACUAAUAGUGCACCCUUUGAUGAAUUCUGUUUUACAUAUUAGGACACGAGUGCAACAAUGCACAACUGAGAAUGAAGUAAAUGUAAGAUGAAAACAAAAAAUGAUGUCUUGCAGAACUUUUUAUUCAACAAUAAAUACAAAACCAAUAUCUAUCAACUACAUUCAUACUGUAUUGAAAGGAUUAGGAGAGUAGGGAACUACUAUGGAGCAUUCAGAUGCACCAAAUGUUUAGGUGCCAAUGUUUUUAGUACCUCUGAAAAUAAGAAUAGUUUUUUUUGUAAAAGGGAAAACCCAGUGUGUUUCAAAAGCUAUUGAAACUGUCA
Menidia menidia (Atlantic silverside) is the source of this 1129-nucleotide messenger RNA. NCBI's taxonomy places the organism in Eukaryota, Metazoa, Chordata, Actinopteri, Atheriniformes, Atherinopsidae. The record is from the annotation of a GenBank genome assembly.